This is a messenger RNA of Polistes dominula (European paper wasp), 844 nucleotides long. Its product is annotated as oxysterol-binding protein-related protein 11. Gene Ontology annotation, molecular function: sterol binding. NCBI's taxonomy places the organism in Eukaryota, Metazoa, Arthropoda, Insecta, Hymenoptera, Vespidae. Gene Ontology annotation, cellular component: membrane; cytosol. The record is from RefSeq and is a predicted model, not a curated record.
AACGAAACACCAGAGGUCUCUAGUUGAUUAUCUCGUUCUUAUCAGCAUGCACAAAGUACAAUUACAACUUAACAAUCCUAACCUUAUUUUUUAAUGUGUUAUAUUAGAUGACAAUCGAUCAUAAUUGUGUAUUAUUUCAUUAAAAUAAGAAAAAAAAGAAAGAAAAAAACAAAACAAAAGGCUUCCGACAAAGAAGAAAAAUAAUGAACGUUCAAAUAAGAUUCCCUUACGAGGGUUUAUUACACAAAUAUACAAAUGCAAUGAAAGGAUGGCAAUAUCGUUGGUUUAUACUUAGUCCUGAAACUGGUGAAUUGCAUUAUUAUCUUACUGAAUCUGAGAAAAAUCAACGACCACGUUGUUCCAUAUAUUUAGCUGGAGCAGUAAUAGCACCUAGUGAUGAAGAUUCCAAUACAUUUACAGUUAAUUCUGCCACAGGAGAUAUGAUCAAAUUAAGAGCAACUGAUGCUAGAGCACGACAAGAAUGGGUGGACAAAUUGAGAGCAGUUACAGAAAUGUAUACAAGAGCAAUAGCUAGUAGUCAUCCACCUUUACCUCCAAGAGAACAUUCUACUAAUGCAAGCAGAAAUCCUGUUGCCAAAUUAGAAAUCCUCGAUGCCUUUGCUAAUUGUCAAGAACAAUUAAGAAAAGUUGAAAAACAUAAUGCUGCGUUGGCACAAUCUAUUGAAAAUUCUAGUAUGAAUUUAGAUUCAGAUUUAUUAGUACUUAAAGCUAUGGCUCAUACAACGUUACAUACAUUAAAUCAAUGCCUUAAUAUAUUAUACCAAUGAAAUAAUACUCUUCAAAAGAGAUAUUUAAAAAGAAAAAAAGAAAAAUAAUACUAUAU